ACUGUAAAAUCAAAUUGGAAGUCGUAAAUUCUCAAUUCGUCCUUAUUUGAAUCAUGUAUGUUGAAAAUAGUACAUCUGCAUCUCCCAAUUCCAUGUACUUGUAGACAAGAAGACUGCCAAACAACCUUCAUCAAACACUUGCUAAAAACAAACAACAUUUUUGAUUCAGACCAAACCCAUCUCACUUUCAUCCUCAAAUCGAUACAUACAUAGACAUACACCAUGUUUGCAUCAUCAAUACUUCUCACAUCAUACCUCAAUCUCUUCCUCCACGCCUCACUCUCUCUCCUCCUAACUCUCUUAAUCUCUCUCCUCAACAUCCCCUCUCUCUUUCUCUAUGCUCUCAACACUUACAUUCACCCUGAUGAUGUCUCCCCCAAUAAUUCCAACACAAGGGCUGCUAUUCGACGCCCUGGUGCUCCGGAAGCUGAGCUCAGACCCAGGAAAAAAGGCAAACAAAGCUUUGAAUUUGAUGAGAAUAAAGCUCAGAUCUUUAGGCUUAAGCUCAGUCAUGCCCAUCUUCAGUCAAGGUUGCAUUUUGAUCAGUUUCAUAAGGCUUUUAGCUCAGCUUUUGUUGCCCUUUUUAGUGUAGUGAUGCAUUUGUUUUUGAAGGUGGAUAGAGAUAAUGGGGUUCUUGAGAAUGCUACUAUUGUUCCUGUUUUGUUGUGUUUUGUGGGGGUUUUUAGGGUGUGUGUUUUGGUUUUUCUGGUGUCGUUUGAGCGGUCGGCUUCGAAGAGAUUGGAUAAGCAAUGUAGUGUUGUGUUGGGGAUUUUAGGGUUUGUGAUAGGGGUUAUGUUUGUGUUAGAUGUUUUUCCUAAGUGGGCUUUUGAUAUUAGGUUGGGAUUUUUGGAUGGAUUUGGUAGGUUUGUUGUUUCGGUGGCUAUGGGUUGUUUAGCCGGUCUGUUGUAUAUGCCUGCUGCUAGGAAUGCUCGCGCGUUUUGGCUUGGGACGGAUCAAAGUCGUAGUUAUUUGUCGAUUAUAUCUUGUGGAUGGAUUGAAAGAUUGCUUCUUUAUGGAAGUUCAUUGUUGGCUAUAUUUACUGCAUUGCUUUGGAUCAGUCCAUUUGCAGAUUUAUUAAUUAAUAAGAAUAUUGCCAGUGGCCGGAAGGGAUCGAUGUCUGAUGAGUUGGUUGGUAAUGUGGGUAUGUCAAGUUCGGAUUUCGAUAAGUUUAGGCAAUUGUGCUUGUUGGUUGUAGGUGUCCUGCAGAUGGUGACUUUACGGUCAAAUUUACAAAUAUUUUUAAAUGAAGCAGUGUUAUCUUGGUACCAGAGAUUGCAUGCUAGUAAGGUUCCAGACUUGGAAUUCAGCAGGGCAAAGGUUUUCCUGCACAACCACUACUUGUGUCUUGUAGCGUUGCAGUUUUUUGCGCCACCAGCAUUGGUACUUCUCUUUCUCGGUUUAUCUCGAAUUGGUGAUGACUUGCAUAAAAAUAUCCAAUUGUUAUGUGGUUUGCUUCCUUGCACUGCUUUAGUAAAUGAAGUGGCUUUGUUUAUGGCAUGGUGGGUUGUUUUUGUAUGGUCAAUAUUUACUGCAGGAAGCCUUGCUCUAUAUCGGCGUGGCAUAUUGAAUGUAUCAUGAUAGCUUUUCAUAUGGUGUCCCCCACUUCUAAAUUUUGGCCUAGACGUUGUAUUUUUCAUAUGAUCUUGUAACGGAUUUUCAUUCUUGAAUCUAUAAAACUUACAUACACAUUUUCAA
This is a messenger RNA of Daucus carota subsp. sativus, 1695 nucleotides long. RefSeq lists its product as uncharacterized. Lineage: Eukaryota; Viridiplantae; Streptophyta; Magnoliopsida; Apiales; Apiaceae. The transcript has a single exon. The record is from RefSeq and is a predicted model, not a curated record. Bases 223 to 1578 code for a protein of 451 amino acids.